Lineus longissimus is the source of this 4794-nucleotide messenger RNA. RefSeq names its product ethanolamine kinase 1-like. Lineage: Eukaryota; Metazoa; Nemertea; Pilidiophora; Heteronemertea; Lineidae. Gene Ontology annotation, biological process: phosphatidylethanolamine biosynthetic process. Gene Ontology annotation, cellular component: cytoplasm. Gene Ontology annotation, molecular function: ethanolamine kinase activity. The transcript is spliced from 8 exons. The record is from RefSeq and is a predicted model, not a curated record. Bases 471 to 1583 code for a protein of 370 amino acids.
UGUACUUGGGCCUACGUGUAGAAUUGAUCAGUGGCUAGGCCUAGCAUCGACUCGGUUAAAGCUACAUUUACCGAACCAAUUUCUUCAAAGUUGGUUUUUCUUCUUCUCCGAAUUGGGAGUUUUCAGGUUGGAGUUUUGCAAAGAUAAAAAAAUAAGAUUUAAGAAAACCCAAACAAUGAAGAAGACGGCCAAGGAGUUUUCGCACAGAAGCCAAACAAUAGUGAUGACAUUUUAUUAUUCACGCUCUGGUUAGAUAUACAGUGCCGAUCAAUAUAGCAAUAACAGUCUACACGGGAGAGUGUGCAGGCUUGCUGCACUUCCAAGCUGUGUGGAUUUCUUAGCUAACUGGUAUAGCUCAGCCAAUUCGAUUUUUUGUUUUUCGCCUGAUAUGUUUCAUGCACACUGUUCAACAGGCCUAGCAUAGCACCCCUUAACUCAAACUUGAGCCCCAUCCUCUUCAAUCGUCUGAAAUGACCCAUCUUCCCGGUGUACCUCACAUGGACCAGGACGUGAGCCUGGUGACUUACGAGGACGGCCUGCUGAACAUUUUGAGGGAACUGAGGAAACAAUGGCAGGAGGAAGACAUUGUAAUAAAGCCCCUGGGCCCAAACCUGGUGAACCUGGCUCUUCUGUGUUCCUGCAAGAAUGACGAGGAAGAUGCAGUUGUCGCAAGGGUCAACGGCAAGGUCAUCAAGUUGCUUCCAUGCCAUUUUGACAGAGAUUACGAAUUUACAGUUAUCCGCCUUCUCCAGCAGCGGUCACUUGGUGCAUCCGUUGUCAUGACUUUUAGGAACGGUUUCUGUAUGGAGUACAUCCAGGGACAGCAUUACGACUGGACAGACUGUUUCUACAAAGAUGGGCCAGAGCAGGAUGAGUUUAUGAGGAUUGUUGCUCGGGAGAUUGCGUGUUACCAUUGCCUAACAACUGCAAAUGCUGCCAAACAGAUGGGGUUCGAAACCCAGCCCUAUUUCAAGAAACACUGUCAGACGAUCUUGGACGUUAUACCCCACGCUGUUACAAAUGCAUCGCAUGGUGCCCAAAGAAUCCGAGAGGUGUUCGGCCAUGAUCCAUUUGCCACCUUGGAGAGAGAACUUCAUCACACGUAUGAUAUAUUGGAUGACCUUGACCUUCCAGUGACCUUCUGUCAUUGUGACGCCAAUCCUACCAACUUUAUCUACCGAGCGGAGGAUAAGCGAGCCAUUCUGGUUGACUGCGAGGGUUGUUGCUUCAGCUACCCAGCUUAUGAUCUUGCAACCCACUUCUUUCUUUCCUUUGUUGGAUCUCGUCCUGAUAUUGACAAACGACUCCCUAGUGAUGAAUUCAUUGACAAAUGGCUAAAGAUUUAUUUUGAAGAACGCCGCAAACUCGGCGAUGAUAUUACUGAUAUUGAGGCAGAGGUGAAGAAAUGGAUGAUCCACAUUAGUCGAAUGAUGCUGGGCAUAUACUGGUGGCAGGCUGCCUUAGGCAUCUACUGGAUACAACAGAAGGAUUUCUUUGAGGAAAAAGUUUUAGAUAUGUUCUUGACUUGCGCUACGACGCGGAUGAAAAAAUACUAUGAAAUAAAGGAAUCGAUUUCAAGUUGAUGAAUACUACGAGAUGAAGGAAUACAUUUCGUGCUGAUAGAACACUAUGAGAUGAAGUGAUACGUUAUAAGUGACAUAUGGACAGUGGCAAUUGACAAGGUGAAUCCAAUGCAAAUCCAAUGCAAAUCCGGUGUAACAUUGGCGGUUGUCCCCCACAUCUAAGUCUUCCAUACAAUAGACUGCUAGAGACGCAAUGACUUUCCAAAAGAGGGAAACACAGAAAAACGAGUAAAACAUCUGGGGUAACACUUAGAAACGAAAACAACCUUACACCGGCAUCAUACAGCAUAUUCUGUAUAUUAUUGUUGUACCGUAACUUUACAAGAUUUACAAUCUUAAUUGAUCGAUUAACUGUGAAUGUACACACCCGCAUACCUCGAUACCAUUUGAACUAAAACUUAUGUUUCAGUUAAAGUAAAUAGUUUGACGGACGAUAAAACCGCGCUCCCUUCGUCACUAGACACUCUAGUCGGCACAAUCAACAUCAAUCGGCACCCUCGGCCGGCAAAUAAAAAUUUCAAAUAUUGUCUAAUUUUUGUGGACGGAAAGGUAAUUUUCAUUUCCUGAAAUAUGGAGAGCUGGUCUCUCGGCACGAGAUUAUUCUCUGGAAUAGGCGUAAUGCGGGAACCGUAGAGCAAAGGAAACUUCAGAAACUUGUCGAAGAAGAAGAGUAAAAACAAACGAAGUUCCGGGCACCACCUUCGGCAGAGUUGGAUCGGACUUGGCACCAGUACCGCCACUGAUUUCCAGAUCUCUCUGUAGGUAUUCAACCGUUCGAAAAAGCAAACGCAUAACUUUCUAACUCGACAAGCCGCAGUCACUGCAUGACCUGCCUGAAAUAGCCCUAACUGAUUGUAACGGACAUCACUUUUCUUUGGCACUUCUAAUCCACCCAACAGUUUGAUGGUUCCAUUCACUUCGACAACAUCAUAAAUAGUAUCAAAACGGUGUCCCGUAGUUCUGCCAUUCUUCAAACAUGACACCACAGCUUUAUGUUCAUAAAAUGCAAGAACAAGAUGAUCUGGCGCAUUUUUGUAAACGCGACAUCGGUCGUUCGGAAUAGUGAACUCAAAUGCAACAUAUCCCAAAUCUAGUUUGUACAGCUUGAUGAGACCGCGUUGGCAGUGUAUAGACAGGUGCUUAUCGUAAAGACUUACACGGUACUCCAUAGUAUUUAUCCUCGGCACGAACCCGUUCGGGCAUAUCAAAAAUAAGUUAACUGUGGAGUUGUAGGCAGCGCGGAACAAUCGUUUUUGGAACUGGUAAACUGUUAAAGUAUCCAAUGGUCUACCCUCAGGGACAGACUGAACGAUUAUGGUUUCCGAGUUAACGUCAAAUAGCCAUCGGUCAUUUUUUCGCUGUAAAAUCGGAGGCAAGAUACGCCCUGAUGUCUGCUUAUAAUUCCCCCUGAGAUACCUCUAAUGAUAAUUGAGGUGAGAUAAAACUUAUGUAAGUAAGAUGAAUAUCCUUAUUACGUUCGCACUACGCCUAUUGCUAGGACUAUGCCAAAUCUUAACCGACAAUAUUGUGAUAUGCAAUAAGGUCAUUUUUAAAAGUUUUGCACCACGUUCAUGGUCAGCGCACUCGUCAAUUCAACUGCCGGCAUUGAUCUCUUUUUUGAAAAUGGCCAAGUUACGUAUAGGUGUUGUUUUAUUUUGGAUGAAAAAUUUUGGGAUAAAACAGAUAUCGCCAUGUUUGUUAAUCCAAAAGUUAAUUUCAGAUGUCAAUGCUCUAUAUAUUUUGUGAUGAGCAAUAAUGUGCACUCUUCGGACGGGUGUUGUUGCUUGUUCAAGCAAAGAUGUUUUAGCCAGAGGAACUGUCUUUCUAGCACAGUUUAUUUUGAUCCCCAAUACUAUUUUCCAGAUGUCUGCUGACCUAUUGUGACAAAAGACUAGAAUCAGACCGACUGAAGAAACAUACCUAGUCCGUCCUUUUUGCCCGAAACACUUUAUUAUAAAGGUAUUGAAUUUGUGGCCGGGUCUAUUAUGAAAAACAACAAAUCGACACUGACCACCGCGACGGAUGUGGCUGUGUUUUGUUUCCAUAGUGAAUGUAAUUGUCACAUGGUCAUCGUUGACGAUAGGUUUACGUGCAGCGUAUCUAAUAUCCCCAUGAUUGUUUGCAGCAAAAUAUCUAGUCAAAACAUUGCUUUUUAACCAUUCUAUGUGUAAAAUAAUGAGCUUAGCUUUAAUCCGACGGAUUUUAUAAGUUAACAAUUCAAGUCCUUGACCAGAAAGACAAUAUUCAUAAAGCCUUGUGCAGGAUUGGUUGAUAGUAAAGUGGCUGGCAACUCGCGAUCUUUUACACGAUUGAUAUUUUCUAGAAAAGUGUAAUUUCCCAGACGUUUUUCCUCUGGUGAUGUCCAACAGGUUAUACUGACUUGUUCUUUUCAUUUCGUUUUUAUAAACGAAAUGUUUUUUGUACCAUGAUCCUUUCACGUCCCAGCUUGUUAGGCCGCGGUCUAAGAAGGAUGAUUUAUACAUGAUUCUAUACGUGCUGGUGUUUGAAUGAUAGCGAUAAACACAUGUAUGCAUAUAAGGGACCGGUUGUUCUAAAUGAAAAAAUACCAAAAAAUCAAGUUGGGAAAUGUAGGAAUGGCCCCCUUUCCGGCGAGCCGCAUAUUUGACUGGCGGAGUUAAUGGAACGAUGGCGUAUUUGCUGCGAAAUGAAAUUACUUUUGAAUCCUUGAUGUAACAUAACGAUUUUGAAAUGAGUAACAUUCAUGGAUAAUAACAAUAAUAAACCUUGAUUCCAAGCGGCAGUUUCUAUUACAACAUUUCUAUCCGGUUUCUCCAAUACAGUCAAGAGAAACACUGAAGAAACGUUGCGAUAGUAAACCUUAUUACUAGUCGUUUCCGUUCAUACGUUCCAGUUUAACAUGAUAAUAACAAAUAAAAAAUUAAACUUCGAUAUUCUGCAUACUCAACGGAGAAAUUCUACAUGUAUGUUACCUUUCUUUGAAACAAUUUACACGUUGUCUGUAGGAACGCCUCUGCUCGCUCCAUACAUGUGCCCUCCCUGUUACUCCUCUGGCACCUAAUGUGAUACAUGCCCCCCGAGCAUGUAUUAAACGUGGUACAAGUUGUCUGCAAAAAGCAAACAAACGCACAGUUAAGAAGUGACAUCUCCAGCGAGCUUCCUAAAUCCGGGUGACGCAAUGCUCGAUUCGUUAUCAGCUUCUCGUAAAACACCAGGCGUAUUUGCAUCGUCA